CUGUGCUCAACUCAACUCACAAAACCGAACUCAGAUUUUUGAACAAGCCUGUAUCAGUGAUACCAGAUCGCGGAUCCUUUACAAUUAAUCACACUAGUACCCAGUCCAUUCACACAACAUACAAUAGUUCACCAUGUCGGAAGCGUCCUCACCAUACGAUGAAGCAAUCACAGACAACGCCGGCAACACCAUUUAUAAUUCCACCAGUAAUGCAGCCAAAGACGCCGUCGAUACACAGUUACAAGAAUUACUACAAUCACUUCUUGAUUUAAGCAUAAUAGUCUACGAUUUUCAACCCGAUGGAAACAGACUCGUGUGGAACAAGAUAAAUGAUAUUAUAACGCAUUACCAGAAUAUCGAUCGUCUCAAAGACGACAUAUCAGAGUUCAUACCGGAGGAGGUCAUAAAUUAUGUCGAACAAGGACGAAAUCCAGACAUUUUCACACGGGCAUUCAUAGAAAGAGCUGCAGGUGAAAACCAAUAUACCAACGGAAAGAUACAAGCGGUUUCGGAAUUCCGCGAUUUGUUCAAAUCCGAGCUUUCAAAAUCAUUUCCGGACCUGGAGAUCCCUAACUUUCCAUCGCCUGAGUCUUCAUCACUUGGGAACGACAAGUUUGGUAGUUCCGCCAUCGAUAAAAUGAUUGAAUCGUCGAAUAGACUUGCUCCAACAGAUACAGAUUUCGACAUGGAUGUUAGUACGCCGGUCAGCGGAAAAGGCACGAGAAGGUCAAAUGCAAUGAAUGGAAUAGAGAAGGAUCUUGACGAGAGUCAUGACAGUAAUAACAUGGACAGCGAAGAUGUUGAUAUUGUAUGAUAUAGAUAGCUGUCUUAUGGCCAUGAGCAAUAAAAUAAAAUUGUAAAUCUGACAGAGAAAAGAGCUGAGUGAGGUGCUAAGAAUGAUUUUAUAAACAUAAAGGUAUGAGGAAAGCACA
Umbelopsis ramanniana AG is the source of this 932-nucleotide messenger RNA. RefSeq lists its product as uncharacterized. The record is from RefSeq and is a predicted model, not a curated record. The transcript is spliced from 4 exons. Bases 134 to 814 code for a protein of 226 amino acids. NCBI's taxonomy places the organism in Eukaryota, Fungi, Mucoromycota, Umbelopsidomycetes, Umbelopsidales, Umbelopsidaceae. Gene Ontology annotation, molecular function: transcription coregulator activity. Gene Ontology annotation, cellular component: mediator complex. Gene Ontology annotation, biological process: regulation of transcription by RNA polymerase II.